AUGAUAGGGAUCGGCGGGAUUUGAUCACUUGUGGAGCUGCUGCUGGCGUAGCGGCUGCCUUCCGCGCCCCAGUUGGUGGAGUUCUCUUUGCUCUUGAAGAAGCAGCUUCAUGGUAGCGGAGUGCUCUUCUUUGGAGGACUUUUUUCACAACAGCAGUAGUAGCUGUGGUGUUGAGAUCUCUUAUACAAUUUUGUCGGGGUGGAAAUUGUGGACUAUUUGGGCAAGGAGGUUUGAUCAUGUUUGACGUCAAUUCAGCAGUGCCUACUUAUAGCACCCCAGAUCUAUUGGCAAUUAUAUUACUUGGAAUUAUUGGAGACAUUUUCGGAAGCCUUUACAAUUAUCUUGUGGACAAGGUUCUUCGCACUUAUAGCAUCAUCAAUGAGAGAGGUCCCGGAUUCAAAGUCCUGCUUGUUGCCACCAUCUCCUUCCUGACCUCUUGUUGCUCUUAUGGCCUCCCAUGGUUAGCAAGGUGUACCCCUUGCCCCAUUGGGCUGGAACAUGAGUGCCCCACUAUAGGUCGUUCUGGAAACUACAAGAACUUCCAGUGUCCACCUGGCCAGUACAAUGACCUUGCCUCCCUCCUCCUUAACACCAAUGAUGAUGUCAUCUGCAACUUAUUCAGUUCCGGAAAUGAAAAGGAGUUUUCCCUCUCUACUCUUUUUAUUUGCUUUGUUGCUAUAUACAACCUUGGUAUUGUCACCUAUGGCAUUGCCAUUCCAUCUGGGCUAUUCAUCCCCGUCAUACUUGCCGGAGCCUCCUAUGGGCGCCUUGUUGGGACCCUCCUGGGCUCUGUCUCUGAACUCGAUGUUGGCCUCUUUUCACUCCUUGGGGCUGCCUCCUUCCUUGGUGGGACCAUGAGAAUGACAGUGUCGCUUUGUGUCAUACUUCUUGAACUUACUAACAAUCUAUUAAUGCUCCCAUUAGUCAUGCUAGUUCUCCUUGUUUCAAAGACCGUGGCUGAUUGUUUCAACAAAGGCGUUUAUGACCAAAUGGUGAAAAUGAAAGGAUUGCCUUAUAUGGAAGCCCAUGCCGAGCCAUAUAUGAGGAACUUGGUUGCAAGGGAUGUUGUCUCCAGUCCCUUGAUAUUUUUCUCUGGUGUUGAGAGAGUGGGCGAUAUAUUGUAUGCUUUGAAGAUGACAAGGCAUAAUGGUUUCCCUGUGAUUGAUGAACCACCUUUCUCAGAUGCUCCGGAGUUGUCUGGGCUCGUUUUGCUUGCUUGUUUUGCUUAA
Messenger RNA from Camellia sinensis, 1229 nucleotides. RefSeq names its product chloride channel protein CLC-c. Gene Ontology annotation, biological process: transmembrane transport; chloride transport. NCBI's taxonomy places the organism in Eukaryota, Viridiplantae, Streptophyta, Magnoliopsida, Ericales, Theaceae. Gene Ontology annotation, cellular component: intracellular membrane-bounded organelle; plant-type vacuole membrane. The record is from RefSeq and is a predicted model, not a curated record. Gene Ontology annotation, molecular function: voltage-gated chloride channel activity.